Molecule: messenger RNA, 489 nt
Organism: Stegodyphus dumicola
Lineage: Eukaryota; Metazoa; Arthropoda; Arachnida; Araneae; Eresidae
Product: protamine-like protein
Source: RefSeq, a predicted model, not a curated record
AUGAGCAAAAGUAAAGUUAACAACUCUCUUAAAGAAGCCAAGAAAGGAUUUUCAGGAAUGGGUAUGAAGAAGAAUGUCCAACCUCAAACAGGACUUAGACGUCUGCUUCUGAAUGCCAUCCGCAAACUUCAAGGCAGAAAAGGCGCCACCCUUCGGGAUGUCAAGACUUACUUACAUAAAAAUCAGAAGAUGGAUGUCAAAUCCAAUGAUGCUGAAAUCAAAUUAUUUCUGAAGAGUGCCGUAGAUCGUGGCAUUUUAUCUAAACUGGAUGGGCAUUACAAAGUCAUGGAGAGAGGAAGACGUCGCAGAAGUUCCAGCAGACGCAGAAGGGGCAAAUCGGCAGGGGCUCCGAAAAGUCGUAGACGUAGAAGGAGGAGUUCAUCGCCUAAAAAGGGAAGAUCUCGUCGAAGAAGAUCUUCUGGACGAAGGAAAUCGGGAAGGAGUUCUAGACGUCGUCGUCGUAAGGCCGCUCCUCCUGCUGAAGUCUGA